AUGCUGCUCAUCGUUCUACUAAUAACGUUGGUUCCUGUGCGUGAAGAUGAAGAGGGUAAGGAAACUUUUAAUUAUCUAUAUACAUAUAUACAUAUAUAUUCCAAACACUGACAUGUUUGGCUGUGCCUAGUUCCCAUACAGUUGUACUGACCUGAGGUGAAUUUAUCGAAAGCAAAGUAUGUUUGCCAACCUAUCUUCAAAAUAUAUAAAUGCUUUACAAGAAACACAGUCAAACUUGCUUGUUUUAUUCCUCCAGAGCAGUUGAUGAAGUUUUCGAACUGAGUUUCCAAUUCUAACUGAUUAACUUUUCGACGAGUUUUGCAAAACGUAGGACCAAGGGGUAAUACUUCAAGUGAUGUUUUGUCAAAUAUCAUAUAAGAAUGGUUGUGUACGUACCGAGCUGGAUCUUUCGGAAACCGUGACUGGGGUUUCAAUUCGCGUAAGCCUCUAUGAAGCGCUGAACUUUUUGUUUCUCCACGUCUUCUUUCUAUAAACUGAGCGUAUAUGUCGAAUUUCCGUCUUUCGUCAUCUGUCGGGAUAUCUAGGACGGCAGUGCGUUGACACACAUGACGAUCAAGUUCCUCUAUCUUUACGAGGGAACUCCGCGUAUCAUGCGAUAGCCAAGCGGUUAGCAGAGAAGCUCGAGGCCAUACAACCUCAGCUGGCACCACGCAUCUAUCGAGAUACCUUUCAAUUCAUUGACGACAUUAAAGACAGCAUGAUGAUGUUCUUAAUAGACGUUGCAUCACUUUUUAUAAACGUCCCGGCCACCGAGACAGUUGAUUCCAUCUGUAAUUUUCUAUCUGCCAGUCAGCAAGAAAUAGGAAUAUCGACGAACAAACUCAAGGAAUUAUUAUUAAGGUACACAUUAAAUGUGCAGUUUCUUUUUGACAACCAACUCUAUAGACAAAUAAACGGCGUUGCUAUGGGCUCGCCUCUUGGACCUCUCUUAGCCGACGUCCUCAUAGGCAAGCUGGAGAGAUUUCGACUAAGCGAUCAGAUCGAAAAGCUUAAACAUUACGGCCGCUACGUUGAUGAUAUCUUUGCGAUUGCAACCACAGUAACCGGCGUUGCUGCCCUCCUGAUUGCUGUAAACCGAACACAUCCGUAGAUCAAAUUCACGUUGGAGAUGGAAUCGGCCGGUUCGUUUCCUUUCUUAGAUAUCCCUCUAAAUAGGAGAUCUGACGGUAGCAUCCGAAAAAGCGUCUAUCGGAAGAAAACCUGGUCUGGACAUUACACGAACUUCGCUAGUUUCGUACCUCUCCAACAAAAACGAAAUCUUGUCAGGUGUUUGGCACAAACAGCUAGAAAAAUUUGUUCAACGGAUAGUAUCGGGGAGGAACUUAGAAAAAUCCAGGACUUGCUUCACGAAAACGGGUAUCCUGACAGGUUUAUUGCACAGAACCUUGCCGAACGACCCGCAAAACCCACCACACUGACCGCCGAAAAGAAAACGUUGUUCCUCAAAGUCCCUUUCCAAGGAGACGCUGCGAGUGGACUCCUAAGGAGACGCCUUAACCAUGCUGUCUCGGGAACCUUUCCAGCAGCAAGGGUCUGCAUAUCAUUCUCUACUCAACCUAUUUUAAUCGGAGAAGGCAAGGGUUCGCUGCCACCUCAGACCGCCUCAAUGUGCAUCUACUCAUUCACUUACUUCUGUGGAGCAGGUGAUAUUGGUCGUACGAGUCGGCGUCUUUCCAAAAGAAUACGAGAUCACCUUCCCACAUGGCUGGCAAAAGGUGAAACUAGAAGAAUAGACAGCGCCAUCCUUGCGCAUGCAGUGAAUUCAGGGCAUCGUGUGGACUCCGCUGAAGCAUUUCGUUUGAUUUAUAAGGUCUCCUCGAACCACCCUAAGCUACUGGACCAACGUUUGUUAGUAACAAGAGAAGCGGCCGCCAUCAAGUUACGAAAACCGACCCUAUGUGCCCAGAAGGACCUCGUUCAGUCUCCGCGCCUACCGUGGUCAAAGGUUGACUAACCACAUACAACUUUCUGCGCCCUUCCGCUCUUGCCUAGCCCGCAUUUUAAAAACUAACUUUUAUUGGUUUUUCCACUCGCUGUACCCCGUCACAUCUAACUGUACUGGCCUGGCAAGAAGUUAUCGGAAGCAACGCUCGCUCGCCACUUUGCCUUCCGAAUAUAGCUAUGAGGAUUUUCACAACUCUGAAAUACGAGGAAUAGUUUAUCUGAGAAAAGGGAACUGCUCACCGGAUCGAGGAAAUUGCUUGGCUGACGUUUCGAAGAGUUUGGGCGGCUCUCCAUUAUCAAGACGUCUAGUGCGAAAAUCGAUCAGAAUUUCGAAUAAACAGCCGAAUGGGUUGGCCUUGGGCUGAUCGAUUUUUCUUAUUCUUUCGCUGAGUUGGCCUAAUGGCCGUCGUUUGUUAGUGUUGGUGAUCUCCUGUGUUAUGUGUCGUCACCUCAAUUGGGGUUAGUUGCGUUUGUGUCUCCCUUUUGGGUGAAUUGGUCCACAGGCCGUGUUGGCUCGACAUUCUUCAGCUCCGUAUGACCGUCUUGUCCCCGUCAUGGCGUAUAUAAUGACGCACGACUUUAUAGGCCGCAGGGAGGUCUAGAUGCCUGUUGAUGGAGUUGGCAUCUGAGUACCAAGCCUCAAGUGUGAGACGUUCUGUCCUUGAGGUGCCCCGGCCUAAGACGACUGCUCUUUGAAAGUCAAAACUGUGGCCAGUUUCUCCCAUGUGAGUCGCAACCUGAGUUUGCGUCUAGGAUGAGGCAACGAAAGAUGAAAAAAUCGAUCAGCCAAAGGCCAACACAUUCGGAGUGUAUUCAAAAUUCUGAUCGAUUUUCGCACUAGAAGAUUUGAUAAUGGAUAGCCACCCAAGCUCUUCGAAACGUCAGCCAAACAAGUUCCCCCCAUCGGGUGAGCUGUUUCCUUUCGUCGGAUUACUGACCCGGAUCUCUCACGUUUGCUAGCCAGAUUAGAUAUUUCUGCACUAAGCCCAUUUCCGGAUUUUAAAACCCAUCUAGCAGAACCUCAGUUGCGUCAUAUAUCUCACUAAUGCGAGGGCCUGUGUCUUUGGCCGUUUCAUUCCAGCUGUCUUCGAUAGAUGUAAUGCACCCGUCGAGAGGAAGCCUUGCAGAGCAUUCUACAAACGAUACACAUACGAAUCUCUGAUUGGCAAGUGCAUUCAACUAUCCUUCGGCGUCUGCGGCCGAAAUGGCAAUGAUUUUAGCUCGCAUGAACAAUGUGAGAGUGCAACCGCGGUAUGCAAAACCAGAGGUAAGUCAAUCGAAGGCUUCUCACUUCUUAUCUCUGUCGACAACCCUGCCACUCCUAGAGGAAGUCAGAAUGCGUGCAUACUGUCUUCAGUUACAAAAUAUGCUCAUUCCUUCUUUAUUGAACUGCUCGACCGUUCUUGAGAAAGUCCCCUUGCAUGGAUUGAACACUGGUUCCUCCAAGGUAUUUGGGACGUCCUCAAGGGUAGGGUAUGUGACCCCCCCCCCGUGGGGUUGUUGCCUGGCAGUAUGUCGCGAAAGGGGUUAUGCGAGAAGCAGAUUUUGACCUCCAAAUGCGUUGUCGAUAUUAAAGUUGCCCGUUUAGGGCUCAAGGUUAGGGUUUGGACAACGGUUGAAAUUGGUGUUAGUUGGGUCAUUCUUGGGCAUAGGGUUUCCGGGCUUGGUGUAUGGUUUGAAUUUGGGACGGAGGCUGGGCUUGGGGUUUUAGGCUGUGGCUUUUGACUACGGUGACGGCCGACUUUUCCUCAAAUGUUUACAGGUUGGAGAUUUCCCACCGAGGGCAGGGCCAUGGUUGGCGUUAGAUUGGUAGCUAACUACGGUCUCCCCUAGGCGGUUACAUAUUGUACCCUUGCCGGUUCUCAGUGUCCUCAGCGGAUGGAGAGUGGGCUUGACGUUCAGCUUGGCAGAAGGGCAGUUGAUGCAUACUAGGUCCCAUUGAGUACUAGCACUGGCCAAAAGACUUCCGGCACAAAAUUAUGCCUCACCUCCGGCUCAGAGCAAGGCGCAUAAGAAAUGUGGUUUGUGUGUCUGUUUCAGCUGUUGCUGUCCGUCUCGCAAUCCCUGCGUAUAUUCUAACUGAUCCGCUUACGUCUGGGAAGAGCAGGUAUGAGCUUCCCAUUUUGCCGUACUCUCUCCUCCUCACCAACCUGGGUCAGGUGCCAAGACAGAGUCAAGAAUACCGGAGGCGAGAGAGAGCGUAGGUGGCUGACACGGCCGGACCCACAUCAAGGCGUACCACCACACCGCAUGAUCCACGAUGGACACUUGACCAGAAUUUUAAACGACAAGAGAUAUGGGGGGGGGGGAGAUAGCGGCAGGAAAUCCAACUGGCGCGUAGUAUGCCUGUAAGUAGAUCUACCACCUUACACCCCGGAUGUUGUCAUUAGUUAUGGGCGCGCAUUCCCGAUAACGUCCACCGGAUCCCUAUCUAGCCCCUAAGUCCGCAUGCGUAUGUUUCAACUAAUCCGCUAACGUCAGGGAAGAGCACAUAUACGCGUCCCCUUACCUUGGUCAAGCAGACCCCUCAAACAAGAUUAGUAUUCCCAAAUCACAAUUCCUGAACUCAAACCCACAUAGUAAAACCUUGUCCACGUUUAUAUGCGAGCUCCUGCCUACCUGCCUUUAACUGUCAUGUUCCAGCUGCCUCCGAUUUAUGCCGCUUGCCGAUGAUUGUUGGGCCUUGCAGAGCACGGCACACGCGAUACGGAUUCGACAACCGAGUCGGCACCUGCACGGAGUUCGUAUACGGUGGUUGUGACCAAAAUCGAAACAAUUUUGACACGAAAGAAGAAUGUGAAGAGGCGACUGCGCAUUGCCCAAUCGAAGUGCACACAACGGAAAACCUUCCAGGUUGGCAAUUUAAACCCAUACAGCCUGUGUUAAUUUGUCUAAUUUAAGAGUGCCUCCUGCUAUCAUGCCAAGCAUGUUUCAAGGUGGUGAACAAGAAGCCUUUCUGUUGUUUUCGAUAAUGGCGAUUUUUCCGUAAAAACUACCUGGACAUUUAAACUCACCCAGUCUUGUUCUAUUUGUAUUACUUGACUAACUAUGCGUGGGCUUACUCACCACAUUCUAGCUCCACAGGACAUAUGCAAAAUUCCAAUCGAGGAGGGGCCUUGCACAGAUCUCAUCAAACGAUACGGAUACGACAGCGAGAUUGGCAGAUGCACAGAUUUCUACUACGGCGGUUGCGGUGGAAAUGCAAACAAUUUUGAGAGGGAAGCAGAUUGCGAAAGAGCAGCCAUGACCUGCCCAGAUGAACGUAAGUCAAGCAAGUAUUUCACAUCUUGAUGCGUACACCACCGGUCAAGCUGUUAUUUCGUGCGGGAGUCUGGCAUAUGGCCGCCCGAUUGAGAGAGUCCUCUGGGCGAGACACAAUUCAGAUAGCGACAUUCUCGGGAGAGGCGUCAUUGAAGGUCAACUCAAGGUCAGUGCCAUAGCUACCGUCAACCAGGUAGUGAUUGGUGGAGGACGGCAACCGAAUAUAGAUAAUCGCGGUGUGAGGUGUACCUUUAUCACUUUCGAACAGACCAUUCUGCCGUACAGGCUUAUCUGUAGGAAUAGAAGUCCGUGCAAGUAGCGUAUAUCGGUCUGCUCCUCUCCUCUUAUUGGACGAAUAAGUGGGAUAAAUGAAUUUUCCUGUCGACUUGUCUACUUACUGAACUUGGACGUUUUUAAAUGUGUAAAACAAGUCAAGGGAAAUUUGCGUGUUCUAAACGACGGCACAAAUGCCUGCAUGUUCAUCGCAGAACCUUGAUGUGAGGCUUCUUUGACUUCAGCAUCUAGGCAGUAUUGUUUUAAGACAUGCACACCAAAAUAACUUCUAUCAGUACUCAGAGGUAACGCUUCAUUUCUGAACAGUGGCUAACAUAUUUCAUGAAGUGACAUCAGGAAUUGUGGAGUGCGUUUCCAAUCAGAAAGUAUUGCUUAGGCAGAGUCCUAGUGUUGAUUAUUUUACAGGGUAUUCCCAAGAUAUUUCAAUCAUGACAGGCUACCGGCUUUUGAGUAAGAUUCUUUCAGACCGCCCGGAGAGUCACACUUGGUGAAAAAGGGCCACGUAAGUAGUGUGAAUAUUUUAUUUUGGUUUCCGAUGUUCCUAUAAAUUUAUUUAUGUUUUAUAGAAUACACGCAUAAAAAUACUCUUCCUUGUACUAGUUGUGUAGCAAAUAACAUCCUCAAAUUUUAUACUUGAAGAAAAGGCAUCUGUUGGUUUUAGAAACUUCCGAUCCCCGGAUAAUUUUUAACCCGACCAGCGGUUGCACUUGCGUCUAGGGUUUCCCGACUACAUGCUCUGUAAUUUCCGUGUAAAAAAUAAAAGACUUCGCCAAGUUAUUAAUAAGACGCCACAGAGGACUCGUGAAUGUUUGCACUGGAUACGGACUAUGCUGUAUAUUUCAUAGACAGCUCUGAUAAACGACUGAUACGAUACUGUACGAAUCGAUGCUUUAGAUUCUUUGAAAAUCUGGUAUUCACAGACUCUUUAAAAUUGAAAGAUAUCUUUUCUUCAAAUACGAAUGAGUACAGGGAAUAGUAUUUUGGCAUGUUUUUGCAAAAUAUAUUCCACUUAAUAAGGACAUGACAAAUCAAUUUGGAACAUUAAUAGUAUGGUAGGGAGCGCUCACCGCUCGUUCUUACGGAACUCACUCGUUCCGUUUUGCCUUAUGGACUCUCUCUCUCUCUCGAGUCCAACCAGCAGCCGCACAGCGACGCAUGGUAUAGCAAAAUGAUAUUGCCGACAAAUUAGUACUGCAUAAGUAGUCAUUUUUUACCGAGUGUCAAUCCCCAGACGGCCGUAAAAAGUGCUUUCUAAAUUCGACUGAAAUAGUUAGGGAUUGUGCUGCAUGAAAAUUAGUUUUACGGCCCCGCUCAAGUAAUCAUAAACCAUUUCAGAGUCUUGAUUAAUGAGGUAAACCAAUAGGUGUAGAUUUGUAUUUACCUCAUUUCCUGCUGGUUGAGGCGCCAGUUUCUAGUACUCUGCCCACUUUACAUUAGGUGAGAUAACUCAUAAAAGGUCAACUGAAAUUCCGAAAUGCGUUUUAGUUUCGAAAAGAUUAAUAAAGUAGGUUUGUAAAACUUAUCAGUCUGCAGUAUAAUUCUAUAAUAAUUCAGUUAUCCUAGGAUGCCGGCUUUCGAAAGACCUUCCUUCCGGCUACAUGCAAAAAGUAUACUCUGUAAAAAAUGACUACUUACGUAGCACGAAUUUUUCUCAUUGAUUUCUGAUGCCCUUAAAAAUUCAAUUGCAUAUUAUGGAAAACCUGCAUACAAAUAUUAUUCUUCCAUUUAUUUAAUGGAAGUUACAUCUUCUUUCAAUUUUAUACUCGAAGGAGGGACAUAAUUCAGUUUUAAAACAGUUUCUAAUUGUGUGACUUUUAAAUACCGUAUAAUGGCCGUUCAUAAAUCGUCAUAUCUCUACAUUUACCAAUGUGGCUUGUAAAGUUAGCAAUAUGGAUCAAAUCCAUGGCUUAAUUUUAUGAAUCCUGUAUGGUUCCCCUUUAUUACCGUAGAGAAAUGUGUGGUUUAAAACCAAAUUAUGUCCCUCUUUCAGGCAUCAAAUUAGAAGAAGACGUAAUAAUCUACAGAAUGCGCAACGAAUGAAUAUUUUCAUCCGUUUUUCAUGAAAUAAAAGUGAACUUUUAGGGGCAUCGAAAAUCAAUGGGAACUACUCAUGCUACAUAAGUAGUUAUUUUUACAGAGUGUAGAUUUGCGUGCAGCCAGAAGGAAGUUCAUUCGAAUGCCGGCAUCAUUCGUUGCGCAUUCGGUAGAUUAUUACGUCUUCUUCUAAUUUUAUGCUCGAAGGAGGGAUAUAAUUCGGUUUUAAAAAAGUUUUCCAAUUCCCGAAUAAUUUUGAACUCGCUCUACCACCACACUCUGAUUCACGGUUUCCAAACUACAAGUCGUAUAUUUUCCGCGUACGGAAAACCAUACAUUUCAUUACGGUAUUAAAGGGAGACCAUAUGGGGUUCAUAAAUUUGAGCAUUAGAUUUGAUCCAUAUUGCUAACUUUACAAGCCACAUUGGUAAAUGCAAAGACAUGACGUUUUGUAAACAGCCAUUUCACGCGGCUAGAUCGCACUUGGUAGCCAGGCCCUGUAUUACAGGUGACUGGGGGGUUUGCUUACUGGAGCUAUUUUGUGGGGUCCCAUAAUCACAUCUGACCCAUUUGGUUUCCGUUUUAAGUUUGAGGUUAGGAUUAGGUUACGGGUUAAUGGUUUUCGAUUUUCGGGUUAGGGUUAUUCAUUUAGGCUUAGGUGUUCGGGUUACGGUUAGGGUUUGAGGGUAUGAUUAGGUUUCAGUAUUACGGUUUGUUUUUUUCAGUUACGGUUAUGUCUAAGGUCUACGGUUACGUUUACGAUUUCGGUUAGGGUCAGGGUAAGGCUUGCCGUUAGGGUUAAUGGUUAACGUUUAAUGUUGAGGUUAGGGUUAGGUUUAAGGUUAGGAUCAGGGUUAAGGUCGCCAUCCGCUUCCUCAUUCCUGGCUACCAACUGCGAUCUAACCUUUCACGCUACUAAAUAGCCUCGCAGUUAGAAACUUCUUCAAAACCGAAUAAUACCCUUUCUUCGAGUACAAAACUGGAAGAUGACACAAUUUUCUACCGAAUGAGAAAAAGAAUGAAUAUUUUUGUGCAUGUUUUCUAUGAAAUAGAAAAUCAGUGAGAAAAAUCUAUGCUACCUAAGAAGCCAUUUUUCACAGAAUGUAAUUUCUGCAUGCAGCCGAAAGGAUAUUCAUUCGAAAGCCGGCAUCCUAAGGUAACUGAAAUAUUAUAGAAUUAUGCUGUUGGCUGACCAGUUCUACAACCCUACCAAGCUAAUCGUUUCGAAACGAAAACGCAUUUCUGAAUUUCGGUUGACAUUUCUUGAGUUGGCCACCUACUGUAGGUCUUCGACUGGUUCUUCCGUAAUUUGAGAGCACAUGCUCACCUAGGUUAGUUCGACAAAUGAAGCCACCGGCAUGGGUAUUUUUUCUUCCCUUUAAACCCUGCAAAUUAUAAAAAAUUGGCUCCCCUGUUGGCACUAGCUCCGCUGUUUUGCUUUUCAGACUCCUCUAACGACCUCACUAUCACGAACUUGUUAGAAAUUUAACGUGCAGAUUCCCUCUAACUAAAAUAUUGCUUUCCGCCAACCAAAUGCCUAAGUUGGAUCUCCGCAUCUUCAGUCUGGUGGUUUGAUUGAAUCUAGAAGUUCCCCCAUCGGAAGGUGUCCCAUCUCAUUAAUUUUAAACUGAAAUUCUGCGAUGAAUUCUCUAUUCGAAAAGAUUACUUAAGUAGGGUUGACAUGUUAGUUAUUUUGUCACAGAAUACGAGCUAGCUUAGUCAUGUCAGGACUCCGGCUUUUGAACCAGCCCCUAAUCGACCGCCUUGCUUGAUCCAUGCUCCAUAAAAGUGACUACGUAAGUAGUAGGACUUUUCUCACCGAUUUUCGACGUCCUUAAAAAUACGAGUACAUUUUACAGAAAACAUGCACAAAAAUAUCCUUUUUUCCAGUCACUUGAUAGAAAAUUAACGGCUGAGACCGUUAAACGAUUGCAGCGGAGUAAAGCAUAUGCGCACCCAAAUGUCCUUGACCGCGCACUUCCUUCCGAACUAAUGUGAGGAUCGAUCGAUUACCUUGCCAAGCCAUAUGCCUUCUCGUGACGCAGAUCGCUCAAAUGGGAUAUUUCCCCCGAUCUACUAUAGUCUCACACAUGAAUCUCCUAACAUCACUUUCGUGGCCUUUUAUGCCAUUGUCUCCUUCCCUAACUUAAACUGUUCUAUUUCAGUUGGUUCGGACAUUUGUCACAUGACCUUCGAGAUGGGAAAUUGCGAAGAUUACGACGAGAGGUACGGAUAUGAUUCUCAGCUGGGCACUUGCAAGACAUACUUAUACAGCGGAUGCGGCGGAAAUGCAAACAAUUUCCUCACGUUAGAGGAAUGCGAAAAUGCAACUAGGAAAUGUGUGGAUGAAGGUAGACCAAUCAAGUACUCUUUUCACUUGCAUAUGUCGACCACGCUGAUAUUUCAACUUUGUUUUAAAUCGCAGCACAUGGUAAUCCGAUGCAAUUCUUCGGCUUGAUCAGUUAUGGACAAAUCGCCUCGCAUAGAAUAAUUAUUUCUCUGAUACAUGAAUAAACAAAUCGUUAUACAUUCUGCGUGGCCCGUGUUCCGGCUGUUUAGAAUCAAUUUUUUCACUUUAGAUUUCGGUUUCUUUUUGAAAGGCAGACGUAAGUUUUAAUUUCCGGUACUACUUCUCCCUCUCUUUUUUACGCCAAGUUAAUCUUGCUCGUUUGAUUCCCUCUGAUCGUCAGAGCUAACCUUCAGUGCAGGCAGUUGAUAUGCAACCUAUGUUGUCGUCAUGCCUACAACUGAGCUCUCCAUUCACCAAGUUAAUAUCGAUCUUUCUUUAGCUUCUCCAACCAACCAUCGCCCGCAAGUUGAUUUACAACAAGGCGAUCUUGCAUAA
This is a messenger RNA of Spirometra erinaceieuropaei, 10399 nucleotides long. The record is from the annotation of a GenBank genome assembly. NCBI's taxonomy places the organism in Eukaryota, Metazoa, Platyhelminthes, Cestoda, Diphyllobothriidea, Diphyllobothriidae.